Molecule: messenger RNA, 2199 nt
Organism: Tilletiaria anomala UBC 951
Lineage: Eukaryota; Fungi; Basidiomycota; Exobasidiomycetes; Georgefischeriales; Tilletiariaceae
Exons: 2
Coding region: 1-2199 (732 amino acids)
Source: RefSeq, a predicted model, not a curated record
AUGGCGGCCGACGUGUCAUCGUCUUCAACUUCCGCUGCAUGGUCUGCAAACAAUGCUGCUGCAACGGCCCAUCAAUCCAGUGUCAUGCAGUCGCAACCAGACGUAGGCGCUUCUCCAGUUGCAGUGCAGAAAGCUCAAGCACAAGCGACCACAUCACUCCAGCAACAUCAGCACCUUGUAUCGAAGACCAACGCUGUUGAGCCUGGACGCUUCUCGGCGCUGCCCUCUCCAGGUCUGAUGCUCGACGGGCCGGCGGACAAGCUGCCCGGAAUUCAAGCGCAGCUUCACAACCUGCAAGCCUCUGCCACGAACAACUUCGCUGCCGCCCUCGAAGCGGACCAGCGUGCAGCUCUGCAGCCCACAGUUGACACGCCAUUCACCUCGACAGAAGACAUCAUCAGGCGCUUGCUCCCUUUCCACGUCUUCCAAAUUCCAUCGGAAGACCUGGACUAUGUCAUCAAUCAGCACAAACAGCAGCAUCGUAAUCGAUCACUCAAGCGCAAGCGGCGGCGGAUAGAGACACCUGUGGAGGCUGCUUCUGCGUCCGCGACGUCAGAGGCAACGCCCACAGCUGCACCAGCUCCUCUCCUUGCGUCUGCACAAGAACAUGCUUUGCAAUCAGAGAGCUUCGCUGAUGCAUCAGCAGCCGCUUCUACAAGUUGUGCCGCAAAUAGCCAAGCCGAGGUAGGACCAAGCAGUGUAGCGCCUCUGGCAACGAUAUUAGAGCCAUCCUCGAACGAGGUCAACGGGCAGCCAAGCAAAAAGAAGACUCGAUUGCGAGUUAGACUACCUGCAGCACCAUCGGGGUCAUCAAGUGAAGGAAAGGGAAAAGACAGAAGAGCCUCGGUUGUCACGGUUGGCGGCCUGAACGGAUACGAGAUUGCGUCGGAAAAGGGCGAGGACGGGGACUCUGCUUCGAAGAAGGACCAAACACCUCAGCCACCGCCCGAGCCAGAGCCUUUCGUGCCGUGGUGGGAAGCGGAUUUGUCCUGCUCCUCCACAUCUGACUACACCGUUGGAUUCGAUCACAACGAUAGCUUUCCAUCAAUGAUUGAAGCGAUAGACUUAUUUGACCGCCACGCCUCCAUCAGCGAGCGCGUGAUGAAAUUGCUGAUCGGAGCAGAUGGCGGCUAUACACGCGCGCAGGGCCAAGUGUUCUUGGAGACGCAACUGGACCGGUACAAUUUAGAGUACGAGCGCGAGUUGCUGCAGCAGGACACACAGCUGCUGGUCCAAGCACGGACUCGAUGGGAGACCUUUGCGCGCGAGCAUCCGGAGGCUGCCAAAGCCGCGUUGCCGCCGCCGCCACCACCACCUCCGCCACAUCAACCUCAGCCUCAGAUGCAGCCGCCUUUAGCACGGUUGCCACCACACCAGCCGAGUCCAGCGUCUACGCUGGCGUCGCGCACAGUGCAAAUAACUGAUGCAGCCACAUCAGCAAAGUCGACAGACCUUUCAUCGCAGCAGCACACAAAAUCGAGUGGUGCACAGCCACAACCGCACAAUCAAGCCCCGUCAUCAGCAGGCGCACAAGGGGGUUCUUCAGCAUCAGCACGUUCAAGCAUACCAAACCAGCCCAUCCCGCUACAGAUUCCGCUGUCCGUCUUGCCGCGUUUGACGGCUCUCGGCAUGAACGCCAUCCCCGCUCCGCAUCUUGUGCCUGCGCUUGCAGCGAGCGUCUCGAUGGGAGCCGGAGCAGGGGCUGGGACUGAUUCUGGCACAAUCGAUGCCAGUAGCUACUUACGCAGCAUCGGCCCAGCUACUGCACCGCGCAGUGCGCCGCCCGAUCAGCGCGAGCCGGCUUUGCUCAUGGGCAUCACCCAGACGCAACCAUUACAGCAGCAAAAAGUUCAAGCGUCUUCAGCUUCUGCUGCUGCUACCCCAGCCUUGCACGUGCUGCAUAUUAGCGUGCGCCUCGACAAGUUGCUGCCGCACCAGCUUUCCGGGCUUGCGGCGAUAAUGUCAGGCUUACAGGCGCAGGCACAAGCGCAGGCACAUGCACAGAAGCAGACAAAGACGAAGGCGCAAACGCAAGGAUCGGCACAGGCACAGGUUGAGGCUGCAGUGAAUGCAGAAGCAGGCGUUGCCGAUGCCGCAGGCGCAUCCCAGUCGCAGCUGCCAUCGCAGCCACAGACAAGCGCCGCGGCGCUAAAUGAGCCUGUAGCUAGUAAUGCUUCCCCCGCGCCUGGUCCUGGGUAA